Messenger RNA from Arthroderma uncinatum, 1188 nucleotides. Its product is annotated as NSFL1 cofactor p47. Gene Ontology annotation, cellular component: nucleus; cytosol. Gene Ontology annotation, biological process: Golgi organization; proteasome-mediated ubiquitin-dependent protein catabolic process; autophagosome assembly. Lineage: Eukaryota; Fungi; Ascomycota; Eurotiomycetes; Onygenales; Arthrodermataceae. The transcript is spliced from 3 exons. The record is from RefSeq and is a predicted model, not a curated record. Gene Ontology annotation, molecular function: ubiquitin binding. The coding region runs from base 1 to 1188 and encodes 395 amino acids.
AUGGCCUCUGCUCCGCCUCAGCAGGAUGAGCUGAUCUCACACUUCUGUGCUAUCACAGGAGUCAGUCCUUCCACGCUGACAUGCAUCAAGGCUAGAGACCACCUGGCAGCCAACAACUGGGAUCUGGACAUGGCUAUUGCAGAAGUCUACCCCGAAGAAGGAGGAGCCGAAUCAGAUUAUGAUGUCGAUGAGAAUCAAAAUCAACAACCAGGACAAAUGCCGGCAGAUCGGACGGCAGGAGGUGGCUCCGCACAGGGCCCAGGAUCGAAAUCCAACCCAGCGUCAAAGAGAUUCGCAACCCUAGGGGACCUAGGAUUUGGUGACGGAGGAGGUCACCCUGCCCACGAUGAAGAUGACGAUGAACCCCAAGACCUUUUUGCAGGAGGCGAAAAGUCCGGCCUUGCUGUCCAGAAUCCAGACGAUAUCAAGAAGAGGAUCAUUGAGAAGGCAAAGAAGGCACUGCCGCCAGCUGAGCGUAAGCCAACGUCAGCAAAGUCACACUUUACCGGGACUGCUCGUACACUCGGCGGAGAUGACACUCCGAGCAAGGUCAUCGAAGACCCGAACGCGGCUCGACCUCAAGACCUUGAACCUGUACAGAGAACUCUAAACUUUUGGAAUGACGGAUUCUCCGUCGAUGAUGGCGACCUAUACCGAUCCGCCGACCCUAAGAACGCACAGAUAUUGGAGGGUAUCCGACAGGGCCGCGCACCUCUAUCCAUUAUGAACGUUCAGCCCGGACAAGAUGUCGACGUCCAAGUAAAACAGCACGAUUCAGACUACAUAAGGCCCAAGGGAAAAUUCAAGGCGUUUGCUGGAUCCGGCCAGCGACUAGGUAGCCCAACUCCAGGUGUAGGGUCGGGAUCACACACGCCCGUACCCGCGGCAGCGUCGGCCCCAGAGCAGGUCAGCGCUGGACCAGAGCAGCCAAAGAUUAACGAGUCGGAGCCGACAGUUACGCUACAGAUCAGAUUAGGUGAUGGUACACGAUUGACGAGCCUGUUCAACACCACGCAUACUAUUGGUGACGUGUACCAGUUUGUGUCAGCGGCCAGCCCCUCUAGCCAGCAGAGGGAAUGGGUGCUCAUGACGACUUUCCCAAGUGUAGAGCUCAAAGACCGCUCGGCUGUACUUGGGGAACUCAAGGAGUACAAGCGCGGUGGCGUUGUGGUUCAAAAAUGGACUUGA